AUGGCCUCUAAAUCAUCUUCAUCCGUUGAAAAGAGCUUCAAGUACGACGUAUUUAUGAGUUUCAGGGAUGAAGACACCCGUAAGACCUUUGUUGAUCAUCACUAUCAUGCUCUUAACCAAAGAGGCAUUAUAACUUACAAAGAUGAUGAAAAAAUCAAGAAAGGGAAAAGGAUCAAUGAUCAGCUCAUGAAAUCCAUCGAAGACUCGAGAAUUUACAUCAUUGUUUUCUCUGAGAACUCUGCAUCUCCAUCGUGGUGCUUAGAUGAGCUCGUCAAGAUUAUUGAAUGCCACAAGAAGACCAAGCAGACUGCUUACCCCGUUUUCUUUAAUGUGGAACCCACCGAAGUUCGUCACCAAAGUGGGUGA
This is a messenger RNA of Helianthus annuus (common sunflower), 366 nucleotides long. RefSeq names its product toll/interleukin-1 receptor-like protein. NCBI's taxonomy places the organism in Eukaryota, Viridiplantae, Streptophyta, Magnoliopsida, Asterales, Asteraceae. The record is from RefSeq and is a predicted model, not a curated record. The coding region runs from base 1 to 366 and encodes 121 amino acids. Gene Ontology annotation, biological process: signal transduction. The transcript has a single exon.